Messenger RNA from Caenorhabditis remanei, 1893 nucleotides. RefSeq lists its product as uncharacterized. Gene Ontology annotation, biological process: regulation of transcription by RNA polymerase II. The transcript has 10 exons. Gene Ontology annotation, cellular component: nucleus. The coding region runs from base 1 to 1893 and encodes 630 amino acids. Gene Ontology annotation, molecular function: RNA polymerase II cis-regulatory region sequence-specific DNA binding; DNA-binding transcription factor activity, RNA polymerase II-specific. The record is from RefSeq and is a predicted model, not a curated record. NCBI's taxonomy places the organism in Eukaryota, Metazoa, Nematoda, Chromadorea, Rhabditida, Rhabditidae.
AUGAUCCUCUGGGUGCGACAUGUAUCAUUUCAAUUAAGAAGUUGGCUACGAUGUUUGAAUGACGAUCAACAUCGCCAGAGCACCACGACGCUAAAUAACGUCCUGGCGCCGUCGUCGAUGAUCACCUCUGAAUCAUUGCCUCGACCGACUCAGGCUCCCUCAUCAUCAUUUUCACAUUCAACGAUCGGUGGAGGGAAUUCAUCCCAAUUACCAGUAUCAUUAGAUACUGGAAAUCCCCUCAACGAUAAUUUACUUCUGUUGGCAUUGCAGGAGAGAAUUAUGCGUCCCCAACAACCCACCCUCACCCAAUCAGCCACCACUCCCUCCCUUUCUCAUCUGGCGGCUACCAACUCCUCCACCAAUGCCACGUCACUAGCAUCUGCUGAUACGACACGACUGAUACAGCAAAUGUUUCUGGGGCAGAUGUUGAUCCCUCAACUUCCAUCCGCACUGGAUCUGGCGUCGUCGAUGUCACUUCCAUUGUCAACUGCAAUACCACAAGCGAUCACAACUCCCCAACAUGCAUUAUGGCAACAUAGUAUGUGUGCAUGGCCGAAUUGUGAUCAGCCGUGUGAUUCGGUGAUGGCUCUGAUUGCUCAUUUACAACAGGAACAUCCAUGUUGUGAAAGAACAAACGAAGAAAUGCGAACGCAGAUCGAAAAAGUGGAGAGUCUGGAGCACAAGUUGUCAGUGGAAAGAAAUCGUCUGCAAGGGAUGAUGCAGCAUUUACGAAUGAAGCCAUCUCCCGAUACGACGACUCCAAGCCUUGGAAAAAUAGAUCCACAAAGUCCGAUGAGGUCUCCGAAAGUAGAAGGAGCUGCGUUUUCGAUUCAACCCGCCCAUCAGCAACAACAACAACAACAGCAAGUGACACAACAGAUAUCACAAGUUUCCCCCACGUCCGAAGCCGCAUCCUCCCUCCUGAGCAUCGCAGCUUCAGUAGCCGCCUCUACCGCAGCUUCGAACCAGAUGACUACAGUACCUUCCGUCAGUUCGAUGCCAACUUUCAUCAACCAUCAGCUGUCAACAUCCUCUCAACCAUCAUCUCAUCAAGCCAGUGGAUCAAGCGGACCGAUUCUUCUUCAACGAGCAGCCAGUUCAGCAUCAACAGAAACAUCUCCAAAUCCAGAUUCGAAGUCAUUUGUGCCUAGAAGGAGUCGGAUAUCAGACAAAACAGUUCAGCCGAUUGCCACUGAUAUCGCAAAAAAUCGAGAAUUCUACCGAGCUAACGAUGUCCGACCUCCUUACACUUAUGCUUCACUGAUCCGUCAAGCCAUCAUGGAAUCCACGGAUUGCCAGUUGACACUCAAUGAAAUCUACACGUGGUUCACCGAGACUUUUGCAUAUUUCCGAAGGAAUGCCGCAACGUGGAAGAAUGCCGUUCGACACAAUCUAUCCCUUCAUAAAUGCUUCCAACGGGUAGAACAAAACGUGAAAGGAGCUGUAUGGACUGUCGAUGAUUCAGAAUUCUAUAGAAGGAGGCCUAAUCGGUCGUCAGCUACAAGAAGUCAACCGCAGACGCCUCUUCCAGAAGACAUUUCGCAGCAUAGAAUGUUUGAUUCAAAUGCUUUGAGCUCAUUUUUGGAAAUGCAGAACUUCGAUCCGGCCACACUCUCUGGAGAACAAUUUCAGCUGAAUGGCGGAAAUCUUGACAGUGUUUUGUCGCUUCUUGCAAACGCCGAUGUGAACAACCCAUUGCAAAUGCUCUCAGCAGCUGCAGCUGCCGGUAAUCAUUCAGGAAUACUGGAAGGGCAGCAGUUGAAUAAUGUGAAGGAUGAAAUGAUGGAUGUGGUGGAGCAGCAUAAUGGACACACUCUAAAAGUGGCCGGAAACAUUCAAAAGACGACAAAACGGCCCGCUUCAGCGAAUCCAUCAACAGUUUCCUCGUGCUGA